AUGUCCGCAGCACGAUUCGCUCCUCUCCUGAGAACUCGGGUGGCAACACAGACCGCGCCUAGCUUCCAGGCAAUUCGAUCAAUCUCAGCUACAGCCCCAUACAACAAGGGACCUAUCGAUGCGACAAAGGACACACUGAAGAAGGCCGAUCGGACCGUUUCCGAUGUAGCAGUCAAGGGCAUCAAUACGGGUGAGAAAGCCGCCCACAAGAUUAAGGAGGUCGUUGGCUCCGGGACCAAGCAGGCAAAGGAAAAGGGAGGAGAGAUCAAGGGCGAGGCAGCCGAGUAUGCAGGCAAGGGCAAGGGCAAGGCAGAGGAAGUACUGGGCGAAGCUAAGGGUGCCGCUAGCUCCGGAGCUCAGCAGGCAAAGGCAAAGGGGCAAGAGGUGAAGAGCGAGGCGGCCGGAUAUGCAGACAAGGGCAAGAUCAAGGCGGAAGAAGCACUGAACGAAGCCAAUGAAAAGACAAAGUACUAG
Molecule: messenger RNA, 474 nt
Organism: Penicillium griseofulvum
Lineage: Eukaryota; Fungi; Ascomycota; Eurotiomycetes; Eurotiales; Aspergillaceae
Exons: 2
Coding region: 1-474 (157 amino acids)
Source: RefSeq, a predicted model, not a curated record